Molecule: messenger RNA, 2046 nt
Organism: Thrips palmi
Lineage: Eukaryota; Metazoa; Arthropoda; Insecta; Thysanoptera; Thripidae
Product: palmitoyl-protein thioesterase 1-like
Exons: 6
Coding region: 153-1076 (307 amino acids)
Biological process (GO): receptor-mediated endocytosis; protein depalmitoylation
Cellular component (GO): lysosome
Molecular function (GO): palmitoyl-(protein) hydrolase activity
Source: RefSeq, a predicted model, not a curated record
UCAGCUGUAGAACAAAACACGAUCGCCACGGCAGACGGGCAGACGACAACAUAAUGCGCCAGCACAACAAAAACAUUCCAGGCUUUGCCGCCGACAAGCCGCAAUCUUUUCGUCUUGCUUCAUGGAAAGAGAUUGACUGAAAGUACUGAAUCAUGCCUUUUGCUCGUCUUGGGGUUUUUCUCCAAGUUCUUCUUCUCCAAUCAUAUCUGCCGACUGGAGUUUUUUGCGAAACGGGUAGUCAAGUCCCAAUCGUACUCUGGCAUGGAAUGGGAGACAGCUGCUGCAAUCCUCUAAGUCUUGGCACUAUCACAUCCUUACUCGAGGCACACAUUGAUAAUGUGUAUGUAAAAUCACUUCGGAUUGGUGAAUCUUUCGUUGAGGACACAGUAAAUGGGUUCUUCCUGGACGUUAACACUCAAGUUGAAGAAGCAUGCAGGUUGAUAGCAGAUGAUGACAAAUUGAAAAAUGGAUAUCAUGCCAUAGGGUUUUCUCAAGGAUCUCAAUUUUUGCGAGCUGUUGCUCAGCGAUGCCCAUCUCCCAAAAUGCGUGUCCUUGUCUCCCUAGGAGGUCAACAUCAAGGUGUGUACGGGCUGCCUCACUGUUUCUACCCAGAACACUCUUGGUGUGAUUAUGUGCGGAGAAUACUCACUCAAGGAGCGUACUUGAAAUGGGUGCAGAAGGGUUUGGUUCAAGCACAGUACUGGCAUGAUCCUAGAUUUUUGGAUCAGUAUCGGGAACAUAGUUUGUUCUUGGCAGACAUAAACAAUGAGCGCCUCCCACGGAACACCAGUUACGCUACUAAUCUUGCUCAGCUGGAGAAACUUGUACUGGUGCGCUUCAACAACGAUUCAAUGGUUCUACCUGUAGCCUCUGAGUGGUUUGAAUUUUAUGCUCCUGGUCAAGCAGUAGAGAUUCAACCAUUAGAGGAGAGUGCUAUUUAUAAAGAGGAUUGGAUUGGCCUCAAGCGUCUGGAUACAAGUGGACGCUUGCAUCGCCUGGCAAUAGAUGGAGACCAUCUGAAGUUUACUGAAGAGUGGUUCCUCUCAACCAUUGUUGACAAAUAUUUGAAAACUUAGGCAUGAGGCUGUGAAAUAAUUGCGUCAUUUUGUGAUUUGUGAGAAUAUGCUCUUCCUAUAUAUUUUUCAAGUAGUAUUGAAGCAGGUGGCAGCAAUUUUACUUCGAACUGAAAGUACAGAUUAAGAAUAACUACAAUGGCUCUCUCACGAUACUUUACAUUUUAAGCCCUGGCCCUGUCUGGCCUGGCCUGGCAUGGGUGGGGAGAAGGGUGCACUUCAGACUUUGUGGGUCCUUUGUUAUCUGUAAACUGUGAUGUGUGUCUUUUUACAUGAUAAAGCUAAUAUUAGGUGUCAGACAAUGUGAAUCUUUUCAGACAACUAAAUGAUAAUUAAGACAGUCUUUUUUACAAGAUUUUUUUUUCUUUCAAAUAGUUAAUGUUAGUUACAAUGUUCAACUACUAAAUAUUUCUUUAAAAUGGUAGUUUUAAAAUAUGCGAUAUUGUGCAACUGAUUUAGUUUAAGUUGAGCUCUUUCAAAAAAAAGAAAUUAGGUCUUUAUUUGUAAAUGGCAUGAGUCACAAUGUUUUAUUAUUAAAUGGAACAAACUGCAACCAAGCUGCAAUGAACUAUGUACUAAUUCGAAUGCCCAUGGUUGGUAGACUGACCAGCCGGGAAGGUAGGGAACCCAUUCGACUUUUCAGUUGAAAAGAUGGCCUAGGUAUCCUUGUCAAUGUCUAUUUUUGAUGAAACUGAAUGGUCAACCUGCCUCAUGUUCCACCUUUAUAAAUUUUACAAGUCUAUACCUUGAUGUUUUCAGAAACAGCAAUGCAAUAGGAAUGUCUUAUAUGCAGUAAGUUGGAUUUAGACUGAUGGUUUUGCUUGACUUUUCAUAGACAGAAAUGAUUAUGUGGUUUCAUUCCAUUUGUGUCAAACACUAUUGCUGAUUCAACGAAAUAUGUUGACUGCUGUUGUCUGAGAAGUAUCUGUACAGUUACAAUCUGUCAAAUAAAUAGAGAAUUUUUAAAAAUGUC